Molecule: messenger RNA, 1332 nt
Organism: Colletotrichum karsti
Lineage: Eukaryota; Fungi; Ascomycota; Sordariomycetes; Glomerellales; Glomerellaceae
Product: nad dependent epimerase dehydratase family protein
Exons: 1
Coding region: 1-1332 (443 amino acids)
Source: RefSeq, a predicted model, not a curated record
AUGUUUUCCCAGAACACUGAGCAGACCAUGGCCUUGUUGGCGCAGGCUGCCCUCGCACCCCUUCUCUUGCACCUCCUCGUAUACCUCCUGAGCGGCAGCUUCGUCACCCGGCUCGCGAAGCAGUACCGGUCUUCAAUAGAGAAACUCCUCUUCUCAGACAAAGCCCUCGAACCAUUCCCAACCCCCAUCCCCCAAGACAAGCCAAAGCCCAGAAUCCUCCUCACCGGCGCGACCGGCUACGUCGGCGGCUCCGUCCUCCACGCCCUCCUCUCCCACCCCUCCCUGACCACCACCAUCACCCCCUCGAACCCCAUCACCCUCCCCCUCCGCGGCGCACCAGACCGCCUCGCGAAGCUCACCGCAACCUACGGCCCCCGCGUGCACCCCGUCCCCAUCACGUCCCUCGACGACAUCCCCACCAUAACCCGCCUCGCCUCCGCCCACGACGUCGUCGUCAACGCCGGCUCCGGCUUCCACCCCCCCUCCGCGGAAGCCCUCGUCCGCGGCCUCGCCCUGCGCAAGGCGCGCACCAAGACGCCGGUCUGGAUGCUCCACACAUCGGGCUGCUCCAACAUCGCCGACAAGCCCGUCACCGGCACGCCGCGCCCGGACGUCGAGUACGAGGACGCAAACGCCGAGGCCGUCUUCGCCUUCGAGGAGGAGGAGAAUAAGCGUGAUUGGUACCCCCAGCGCGCCGCGGAGCUCGCGGUGCUGCGCACGGCGGAGGAGCUCGGCGUGCAAGCCGCGAGCAUCCAGGCGCCCUGCAUCUUCGGCACCGGGACGGGGCUGUUCCAGACGGCGGGGCUGAUGAUUCCCAUCAUGAUGGGCUUCGUGCUCGGGCGCGGGUACGGGUUCACGGUCGGCGACGGCUCCGGGGUGAUGGACCGGGUCCACGUGGCCGACCUCGCGGACCUGUACGUGCUCUGCGUGCUCGACGUCCUGCAGCGCGACGGGGCGAACGUACCCACGGGACGGGCGGGCAUCGUCUUCCCGACCGCCGGACGGACCCUGACGGCGGACAUUGCCAGGAAGUGUCUCGACGUGGCGUUCGCGACGAGGAACCUGCCGAAGCCGGGCGGUCCGCGGGGGAAGGAGGUGCGGACGCUGACGAUUGAGGAGGCGGCGGUGACGACGGCGGGGAACGCGUCGGUGGCGGAGACGGGCUGGGGCGGACACCGGAAGACGAAGGGGACCGUGGCGAGGGAGAGGCUCGGGUGGAGGCCGACGCGGUUGGAUGAGGCGUGGGAGAGGGAUUUCGAGACGGAGUUGAGGGCUGCGUUGAGCGGGCGGCGCGGGGCUACCAUUGCGGCUUGUAUUGCUGACACGAAGUAG